CCGCGGAGGAGGCGAAGAGGAGUCCGGCGCUGGGGGGCUGGCUCGGGCGGCAGCGGUGGCUGCUGCGGAUGGGAGCGGGCCGGCUCGGUGCGCCUAUGGAGCGCCAUGGCAGAGCCGCCGCCACCUCAGCCUCGUCGGUCGCGGAGCCGGCGUCUGGGGUCUCCGAUGGGCGGCGGCGGGAGCCACUGCGGCGCCGGGCGAGCAGCGCGUCGGCACCCGAGGUUGGGGCGUCGGCACCCGAGGCUGGAGCCUCUGCGGAGGAUGUGAGGCGGGACCGGCCCGGUUCCUACAGCGGCCCUGCCCCAGUUUCCCGCCAGCGCGUCGAAAGUCUCCGGAAAAAGCGGCCUCACAGAAGUGCUGCUUACUUUCACUUCCUUCUCCUUUCUCUUCCUCUUCGACUUCCUAUGUUGAAAUCAUUUUUUCCGUGGUUUGGCUUGGAUAUUGGUGGAACCUUGGUCAAGCUGGUUUAUUUUGAACCCAAAGACAUCACUGCUGAAGAAGAGGAGGAGGAAGUGGAGAGUCUUAAAAGCAUUCGGAAGUACCUGACCUCCAACGUGGCUUAUGGGUCCACGGGAAUUCGGGACGUGCACCUCGAGCUGAAGGACCUGACUCUGUGUGGACGCAAAGGCAAUCUGCACUUUAUACGCUUUCCCACUCAUGACAUGCCUGCUUUUAUUCAGAUGGGCAGAGAUAAAAACUUCUCGAGUCUCCACACUGUCUUUUGUGCCACUGGAGGUGGAGCAUACAAAUUUGAGCAGGAUUUUCUCACAAUAGGUGAUCUUCAUCUUUGCAAACUGGAUGAACUUGAUUGCUUAAUAAAAGGAAUUUUAUACAUUGACUCAGUUGGAUUCAAUGGACGGUCGCAGUGCUAUUACUUUAAAAACCCUGCUGAUUCUGAAAAAUGUCAGAAGAUACCAUUUGAUUUGAAAAACCCAUACCCUCUGCUUCUGGUGAACAUUGGCUCAGGGGUUAGCAUCUUAGCGGUAUAUUCCAAAGAUAAUUACAAGAGAGUCACAGGCACCAGUCUUGGAGGAGGAACUUUUUUUGGUCUCUGCUGUCUUCUUACUGGCUGUACCACUUUUGAAGAAGCUCUCGAAAUGGCAUCUCGUGGAGAUAGCACCAAAGUGGAUAAACUAGUGCGAGACAUUUAUGGAGGAGACUAUGAGCGGUUUGGAUUGCCAGGCUGGGCUGUUGCUUCGAGCUUUGGAAACAUGGUGAGCAAGGAGAAGCGAGAGGCUGUCAGGAAGGAGGACCUCGCCAGAGCCACUCUGAUCACCAUCACCAACAACAUUGGCUCCAUAGCAAGAAUGUGUGCCCUUAAUGAAAACAUUAACCAGGUGGUAUUUGUUGGAAAUUUCUUGAGAGUUAAUACGAUUGCCAUGCGGCUUUUGGCAUAUGCUUUGGAUUACUGGUCCAAGGGGCAGUUGAAAGCGCUGUUUUCAGAGCACGAGGGCUAUUUUGGAGCUGUUGGAGCACUCCUUGAGCUGUUGAAGAUUCCCUGAUUGUUACUUGUGAGGGCUUCCUGGAACCUUCCACAAUGGGAUCUGUGAACUUUAGUUUUUUAAGAGACUCAGUUUUAUGAUCGUGUACUAGCCGAAUCAGCAAGAAAUGACAAGUGUAUUUUUCUAAGUCAUCAAGAUAAAUCCUUAAAAUUCAGUCAAAACUAGCAACCAGUGAGGAAAGAUACAUUAAAAGCAAAAACCAUGGGCCAUGUCCAGGCAUUGUGAAGAUUUGCUGUUUUUAAGUUGCUCUUCAGCAUAGAAGUGUUGAAAUCUGCGGUGUUGAAAUCUCUGCCUUGAGAGACACUCUCCUGGGGAGAGCUGUCCUACAUUCCUUUGUUCAGCUGACUGUAGUUGUGUGUCCUGUUUGAACUUGCUAAAUGCAUUGCAAGCUGCCCUGUGUUCCACUCUAAUCAGAAUUUUGUCAGUAUGCCCUUGGACAUCACCUGUGCAUUAUUCUGGUUUGCAUUUAGCCUUUGUGUGAACAUACAAAAAAAAAUGAUUUAUUUUGAAGUUCUGCAAACUUAACUGGGCAUUUCAGUUUUUACCUGCAACUUUACUACAAGUUUUGGAAGGGCAGUUCAUGUUACUUAACAUUGUAAAUCGUGGAGUGGUCUGUGUGGAAAGACAAGGCUUUGACAGAAUUCCCUUGGGUAGUGGGGACUGGGGACCUGAUGAAAGCAGGCAAACUAAUAGAAAAAACACAGUCCAGAAGACACUAGACUAAAGGGCUGGUCUAGAGUUGACAUUCCCAGACAAAGCCCACCAGGAACUGGCAGGGGGCCUUCAGGGGAGGAAACAAGUCUCAGGAGGCUGCUUGAGAGAUUUGACAGUCUGUGAGAUAAUCUUGGUAAGGACUAAACUUUUUCUUUUUGCCAUGUAGAAAUGGUGCAGCCUUUGUAUCUUACAUUAAGUAAUGCCUCUGUCAUUGCUGAAGGCAAGGAACAGCUUGUACACAGCAGCCUUGGAAGAGAGACCUCAAACUCUGUGGCCACUUAGCUUAGUUUGCCUUUUGGCUGGGGCUGAGGGAUGGGCCCCAGGUAGCACAGAGCCACCCACAGGUCAGGGUAAUAGGAUUUCAGGGAUAGAUUUGGCUGGCCAGCUCACAAUCAUUCCUAAUUCUUAGAGGGGCAGCUGCCUUUGAGAACGUGCCUUGGCACACCUGAGGUGUGGUGCCACUCAGAUGGGGUCUUGUGCAGUGCAGAGCACAAGGGAUGCAGCAGAGAUGGCAGUUUUGUCUUCGCUACUGCUCCUGGCCCAGCUGUUUUGGUACCCCAAUGCUGUGUUCUGCCCUCUGCUCCCAGUUACUUUGGUGGCUCUGCAUCCCCCCCACAACCAUCAAAGAUGGCAUCAUCUAUUUUUGCCAGGUGUUUUCAGCUCCUGUGCCUGAGGCCCUGCUACUGCCCUGGGCCUGCCCCUCCCCCUAGCUUUCUGAAGGUCUUGACAGUGCUGUAUGUGGGUCUUCUCCUUCAGCCCUUGCUGUUCCCACACUAACAGAAGGAAACAAGCUCAGAGGAGUGGCCCAAGGUCACAGUUGGGAGUGGCAGAGCUGGACUCAGGCCCGGGUCUGUCUGGCCCAGGAGCUUGAGUUGGGAGUCUUCCUCCACUUUGCCUUCCUCCCUGAACCCGCUGCUCCAUUUCCUCAGGUUCCACCUUGUAUUCAGCUCACCCUCUCAUUUCAUGGGAUUGUAGACAUGUGACAUCAUGUCUGGCUCACAUGGGUGGGUUCUUGACAGGCCACCACUGACUCUCAAAAAUUGAGGGGGCAUUUCAGGGCCUCAUCUUUACCUCUUAACUAUAGGACCUUCUUGCUUCUGCUUCCCAGGCUACCUCUUGUCUGCCACGUUACUGACAAUAGACAUCACCAGUAUUCAGGCUCAGUUGAGAGCCUUCCCCGAGUAGUCAUUUGCCCUCAUCUUGACUACCAAAGCAGCUCUGCGGCCAGCCCUGGUCUCUGAGCUCUAGCCUGACACUGCCUACUUCACUGUUAACCGGUAGGCCUCCAGGGCCAUCGCUAUACAAAAAGAUGCACAUCUGCACCCAUGCCAUCUUUAGACUGUGAGGUGCACACAGACUCAAUCUCUAGUGAUUGCCUCCACCUUGCCUUCUCAGCAGCUUUCAGUCUGCCCUUCCCUUGGUGCUCUGAGUGUCCCACCUCUACCACAGUAGUGCAACAAGGACCUUGAACUAAGAUGGGAGAGAGGAAAUGCUUUGUGGGCUGUUUGGGCCAUGGUGGCUAGAGGUGGGGGAUGAGAGCAGGGAGGCACUGUGAGGGCAGCUUGGCUUGAUUUGACUGUUUGAGUUGAAGACAUUCAUUGAAUAGACAGUUGGGUAUUUGGGUUGGAGAUACAGAGCUGAGAAUGUGCACGUUAGUGAAUCCCAGAAGUGUGAGUAAGUCACAGGAGAUGGGUAAUUAAGCAACAGGCCGCAAGGAAAGCAAGCCCAAUUAGGGGCCUGUGGCUCAGCAGGACGAUCGGGGGCUCUCUGUACCUUCGUGAAGAGGUUAUGAGGCUGCCCAAAUGGGGCUGCAGAGGUCCUGAUGAGGGAGCAGCAGUGGCCACAGCUGCAGAACUUUGGACCAAGACUUUUUUUUUCUCUUGAAAAGUAGUUACUUCCAAGUCUAAAAGCCCUCCCAGCUGUAGGACUGAGGUGGCGGGGCAAGUCCUUGGGUAUCGUGGGCUGUGGUGGGAUGGUGCUCAGCUGUGCUAGUGAAAGUUGUCAUGAGUGGGUUCAUGAAUGGGAGACUGCCUGCCUGUGCCCAGCUGGCGGAGCCUGUGUGUCCACUGUAGUCUCCAUCUGGUCCUCUGUCUUACUCCUUGUGGAGACUCGGCACUCUCCACCACAGCCUACGCCCCACUACUCUCUACAUACAUAGGGGACAGGCCAGAGGCUCCUCCAUCCAGUUGAUCAGAACUUGUCUUGAAUUUCCAAGUCUUGCCACGAGUUAAGUUCAAAGGUACACAAUAUGAAGUAUUUUCAAAAUCUCUUUAUUUACAUGUGUUCCAGUCAAUUACAUGCAUGUUUCAUUUUUAAACAAGUGAUUAGCAAAAAAUGCAUUAAAAUAGCAAUUAAAUAUACAAAAAUAUAGCUUACAAAACCUGCAAAUGUUUAAAAAUAUUCUGCUGCAGAAUUCUUAGUGUACAAAUAUGUCUAUGAAACCUGAAGGUCAGCAUUUCAUAAACUUUUUUAGGGAAUUAUACAAUACCUAGUGAAUAAGCCCCAAAGGGCUAAACUGCAAGACUAAAGUGCCCUCCUUUCCCAUUAUGGUUUGUCAAGAGACCCAGAGACCCAGUUACUAGUUACUUGGAAGACCAGGCUGUAACCAGGAGGAACUUGCCAACACUUGCCACCCUUCC
This is a messenger RNA of Castor canadensis (American beaver), 4855 nucleotides long. RefSeq names its product pantothenate kinase 2 (gene Pank2). NCBI's taxonomy places the organism in Eukaryota, Metazoa, Chordata, Mammalia, Rodentia, Castoridae. Gene Ontology annotation, biological process: coenzyme A biosynthetic process. Gene Ontology annotation, cellular component: nucleus; cytosol. The record is from RefSeq and is a predicted model, not a curated record. Gene Ontology annotation, molecular function: pantothenate kinase activity; ATP binding.